Amphibalanus amphitrite is the source of this 2241-nucleotide messenger RNA. RefSeq names its product peptidyl-prolyl cis-trans isomerase A2-like. The transcript is spliced from 6 exons. The coding region runs from base 173 to 919 and encodes 248 amino acids. Gene Ontology annotation, molecular function: peptidyl-prolyl cis-trans isomerase activity. NCBI's taxonomy places the organism in Eukaryota, Metazoa, Arthropoda, Thecostraca, Balanomorpha, Balanidae. Gene Ontology annotation, cellular component: intracellular membrane-bounded organelle. The record is from RefSeq and is a predicted model, not a curated record. Gene Ontology annotation, biological process: protein folding; protein peptidyl-prolyl isomerization.
CCGCAACAGCGUCAAAAUUGCACUAAACGGCUUGAAAGAAGGCGGCCGGCGGCCGCCAAAUUCACACUCGGUGACUCACUCAUUUGGGGCCUUGGCUCAUUUGUUGGUUCUCGGGGAGCGGGGAAGGUGCUGCUGGAAGGACCGUCUGUGUCAGGCAUCACACUUGAAAAUCAUGAAGCUCUACUAUCUGCUAGUGCUGUUCUUGGCUUUUUGCUUGGAAAUCGAUGCCCAGAACCCGGACAUCACAGAUACUGUGUAUUUUGAUAUAACCAUCGGCGGUCGCCCGGCCGGCCGCAUCGAGAUCGGCUUGUUUGGUAAUGCAGUGCCAAAAACGGCGGGCAACUUUAAGACGCUGGCUACCACUGGCGCCACUCUGAAUGGCGUUUCGGGGAGCUACCGGGGCAGUCCAUUCCAUCGCGUGAUCAAGGACUUCAUGAUUCAGGGCGGUGACUUCACCAACAAGGACGGCACCGGCGGCUUCAGCAGCUUCGGCACCAGGUCGUUCGCCGACGAGAACUUUUCGCUGAAGCACACGGCGCCCGGCUUCCUGUCCAUGGCCAACUCGGGCCCGGACACUAACGGCAGUCAAUUCUUCAUCACUACGGUGCCGACGCCCUGGCUCGACGGCAAGCACGUCGUCUUUGGAAAGGUUACCAAAGGCAUGAAGGUCGUCCAGCAGAUCGAGAACCUCCCGACGUCGGGUCGGAACAACCGGCCCAUUGAAGAGGUGCUCAUCUCGGACUCCGGGCUCGUCCAAAACCCGGCCGCGGCAUCGCCCGACAACCCGGCCCCAGAGGGCGCUGGUCCCAGCGACCCGGCCCCAGGGGACGCUGGUCCCAGCGGCUCGGCCCCAGGGGGCGCUGGUCUGACAGCUCCGCUGCUGGGGCUGUCGCUCGCGAUGGCUGCCCUGGUCCUGUGAGGUGCGCACGGCCCUGCACAACUCAUUGGCACGGUGCCAACGUUGCGAAACAGGGCGAUUCCAAUAUGAUUAAAUGUUGUAUUUUGGUGUUGUUUACCUCUUUUUAGGGCGUCCCGGCGUCCUAUGUCCUGAACAGUGAUAAACUAUCGUUCCUACCUUUUACCCGGUUUAUUCGCUGCUGCAACUGGCUUUAUUGUAUUGCUUGGAAACUCAAAUUCCAUAAUUGCUAGAUUGUUGACUACUGACAUUCCCGAAAAUCCUGGAAUAGGCUUGGUGUCUGUUGUAUACCGAUUUGCAAUCUUGGUUUAUGCAUUUUUUGCUAGAUGUAUAUUUACUUCGUAGUUUAAUACGUUAAAUCACAAUUUAAAAUCACGUGCCUUCCAAUUUUGUAUUCAUGAACUGUCUUCUACAUAAAAAAUGUAUGCAGUGACAAUAAUAUCGAAAUGUUGUCAGAUAGCCCACGGCAGCCGGUAGGGCAGCUGACGCCAGUGCCGCGAUACCAGUCUGCUGAACACAGCGUUCCGGUUAACCCAUGGACGAAUCUCCACAAACACAUGUUACGCACUGCAGUCAUUCAGGAGCAAUAGGCGAUCUGAGAUUGGAUGUCAAGCGUCUCUGUGUUCAUGGCUCAUGUUGUGAUUGCGAUCCCACAUCCAUCUUUUGAUACGACCGAUUUUAGAGACAGCAUGGUUGUGAACCUUGCCGAUGAUCUCCAGAUGCGUGCAAUAGAGGUGGCAAAAGAUAAAAAAUUUGGGAACCAGACUCGAACCAGACCCGGCUGGACAUCUCUGGAACCAGUCGGACCCGGUCUUAGUUGGAACCGGAACCAGUUGGACCCGUUCCCCAAAAGUCAAUUGAUACAAACUACUUGUAGGAAUCAUUAGUUGCAUCAUGUAAAACAGCCUAUUUCCCACUGGGGAUACUCAUGAGCUACUGUGUGCAAAGAAACAUUCACUUCAUUCCCUUCAUAUUUUGCAAUAGUGUGUAGUGUGCAAGAUGUAUAGUUUAUGGUAGGACCCGGUUGGACCCGUCAGAAAAUUUCCAGGAACCGGUCUGGACCCAUAUGGGUCCAGACUGGUUCUUUGGACCGGAUCCUCGGGUCCACAUUUUGCCACCUCUAGCGUGCAUUUGUGAAUUGGCAGAACACCACAUCAACUGCAUACCUCGAUUUCAGGGCUUCGAUUCCAUCCGAUGUCACAUUUAGGGCGUGGCAAUCAUGUGCCAAUUGCUUGUGUUGUGAGCUUAUGGUAGUUUACCUAUUUGUCAGCUGUUGUCAUGUCAGUCGGUGUCUUGGUGUCAUUAAAAAUACAGUGUAAAGCAGG